AUGAUCAGCCAUUCCUACCUAGUCGCCAUAGAUUUAACCCCUAAAAACACCGCUAGAAAAAGCACGGUAACUUCAAAAUAUUGCCACCACUGCUCCAAAAACUUCCCCGAUGAUACAUCUCUAAUUAAACACUUAUAUGAACUCCUACCGCUAAAUUUCCCCGUUAAAGAGGAACCGGGAGAUUCAGAGACGACGAAGCCGAAGAAAUCGGUGAUUCCAUACCCUAAAAAAGUUAAAUCUGCGACUCCAGUACAGAAAAAUAUCAAAAUUGAACCGAAAGAAGAGUUUGAAGAGCCGAUAGCAGAAGUACGGAAACGAAAAAUUCGGUUUAAACUGCCUAGAGAUGGCAAAUUCUUCGCGUCCUCCUCUCUUGUGCCUAGAGGAACUUUGUUCCAGUGUAAUAAGUGCCAGAUCGGUUUCCUAUCGUGCUUCAGUGCGCAGGCACAUAGUAAAAACUGCGAAAAAGCGAUGGUAUUCGACAAAUGUGGUGUUUGCAAACGAAAGAUCCGAAAAAAGGACUCUUUGGUGCAUGCUCUGCAACAUCAAACCAAUGAUAAGUUGAAAAUUUACACUAUAAACAAAAAUAUAUACGAUAAAGUGCUUUGCAAAUGCCCCAAAUGUCUGUCGUGCUUCGACGAGCUAGGAUUUUGGGCGCAUUAUGGUAAAUGUAAGAAAUCCGAAAAGAAGUCGACUCGUUGUCCCGACUGUGAUCUGCAUAUCGCAGCCACAAGGUACCAACUCCACCGCAUAAAGCAUGCGACAAAGAAACUUACUAAAAAAGACUUCAUAGUCAUUGAAUUUCUAGACCAUCCUGCUAAGAACUUGGCUGACAUGAAGCUAAAAGCUAAGGAAUAUAAAAAGAACUAUAAAGAAAAGACAAAACAUACUAAACAAGGCGCUGAUGUAGUAAUAUACCCACACGAUAUACCUCUGUAUUACUGCGAUUUCUGCGGUUGUUGUCAAUACAAACUAAAUUACAAGGGCCAUGUAGAUGGCAUGUGCAAAAGUUCAAAAGGAAAGAAAUACUGCGAUAAAUGUGGCCUAUGUUUUUCAGCUAAUAGCAUGACCAGUCAUAACCGCUUACACGCCAAACGCUCAUUCCAGCUUUCAGAUAUAAAAAUAUUCAAUUUACUAACCGGCAAAGUUAUGGUUCCGCCAAUCCCAGAGAUGUAUCAAUGCCAGAAAUGCGAGAAGCACUUUUUGUACUACAAAAAUGUCAGGGAGCAUAAAUGCAAGCAGGAGAAGUAUAUAACAUGUAAAGUGUGCGUUAAAAAGUUUAGCAUACCCGCUUAUAGGAUACACAAAAAGUUCCAUACUGUAGAUGAGUUAAUACCGGAGCUCUUGAAGAAAUAUAAUUCAUUGAAGAGUUUGUGGAAUGUCAUCUACAUGUGUCAAACUUGUGAGCUAGUUAACAUGACCUAUGACUCCGCAGUGACUCAUUCCCAGGGACAUCUGAACUACGUUAUAACAGAUUUUCAUAAAAUGUGUUACAAAUGUAAUCUUAAGAUAGCUGAGAAGGAGUAUCAUUUGCAUCUAAACCUCCAUGUGAAUAAUGUGAAUUUAGGACGGGAUUCAUUCAUGUUCCUAAUGUAUAAUCCAUCGCAUUUGUUCAAGAGGGAAUGGAUGUCGCUAUUCUCAGAUUUGCCCGACCUGGAUCGGAGACAGAUUUUGUUGAAGAGUGUCUAUAGAUACACGCGCAGCAUCCGCCUGCAAGUCGAGUCCACUUCAGUAACAGAUAACAAGAAAUAUUUCUGUAUGAACUGCAACAAGUUCAUGGACGGACUGUCAAUAUCAUCUCAUAUAGCGAACAAUUGCGCCAAAAAUAAUGAAAUCAAAUGCGAAAAAUGUCAGGUAUCAUUCCAUUCUCUACAAAAUCUAUUAGACCAUGAUGCUGAUCAUGAAAAAAUAACUGAAAAAUUCACUAUUGUUAGCUUUAAUAACGAAUGCGACAAGGCUUUCAACAACCAUCUUCGAAUGCUCGAAUGUAAAGUCCCUUCUCAAAGAAAGAAGCAAAAAGAGGUUCCCUUGUCUAAACUAAGAGAGUUACUACUCAAAGAUGGCCCGAAGAAGGGUUUUAAGGUAUAUAAAUGUAGAAAUUGUGACACUUGUGUCAGUUUAAAAUAUAGCGUGCCUCGACACAAUUGUAUUCCUAAAAGCGAAAGGAAAUUUUGUAAUACGUGCGAGCAAUACUUUUCUAAAAAGAAAUUCCAAGUGCAUAUGGAAGCGCAUAGAAAAAGGCCGUAUAUUAGAAAGGGUAAUCUGCAUGUCGUCCUGUUCACGGGUAAAAAUCCGUUAAAAGACGAUCCUUCGGCUAAGGUUUACAAGUGCAGAUGUGGUCUUCAUUUCACGUCCGUAAAAAGUGUAGAAACUCACCUCGAAGUUUGUAAUAAUAGUUUAAAAGUAUCGAAAGAAAAGUGCAGUAAAUGCGACUUGGUCUUUCCAACUGAUUUGUUAGUCACACACAUAAUUAACCAUCACAGUAAAGAAACGAAAUUUGAUAUCGUAAAAGUCGUUAAAGUCAAUUAUUUCGUAUGCUUUAGUUGUACGAUAGUGUUUGUCGAUAUGCCAUCCUUCAACGCUCACACGCAGAUAUGUAAUCCGAAAAAUGGAGCUAAGUGCACAAAUUGUAAAUUGUUAUUUGAUAAAAAGACGCUACCUGCUCAUAGCGUUGCCUGCAAUAAUCCUGAUCUAAUGUUUAUAAAGAAGUUGACCACAGGUAAGAAGAUUGUAAAAGAAACAACUGUUUAUAAAUGUGAACCAUGUGAUCUCUGCUACUUGGCUAAUAACACAUUUAAAUAUCAUGCGAACGAAGUUAAUCACAUGCAUAAGAAUCCGCUGACUUGCAAAGUCUGUGGCUUGAGAUUAACCAAUUGUUCGUACCAAAAACAUAUUAAGCUACACGAGAAUUCGAACGAAGACUAUAAAAUUAAAGUCGUAAACGGUGUUACAAGACAAUUUUACUUUUUGACAGGUAGUAAUAAGGUCGAUAAUGAUUUAAAAUCGCCGAAGAAGCGUAAUUUGACAACCGCUAAUGAUGAUAGUCCUAUUGUUAAUAAGGUACCAAAAUUAGAUGAAAAUUCACCGAAAUUGCGAAAGAGUCGCUCUAAAAUCGAUGAGCCGUCGACGUCAAAAGAAAACGAAGGAUUAGAAAUACCAGAACAAACUAUUGCUAUUACAGAAAUAGACGAUAAGACUCCAAAAUCUAGAAAGAAUCGGUCGAAAAUUGAUGAAGCGGCCAAAGACGAACUGAUAGUGCCCGAUCAAAUUUCGGAUCAUUGUGUAGAAACCGAUACACUUUUGACUGACAAAAAUGAUUCGAACGAUGUUUCUGGCUUGUCAAACAAAUUAAAAUCUAAAUUGCUGAUAAAUAGAUACGAAGCUAACUUAUACAAAUGUCUAAUCUGUAACCAACAUUACAUGAAGGAUUCGUCUUUCGACUACCACGUCAAAAAUCACAAAAAACCGUCAGAGAUUGAGAAUUAUAAUUGCGAUAUAUGUGGUUUAGACUUUUCAAGACACACUUUGCCUAGACACAGAUUUGUACACCACGAUCGAAUGAAAUUAAAACUGGAAGAUUUUAAAAUAUUCACCGAAACUGCUUAUUCUACUGCUGCUGAAAUAAGGGAUAAGAUUGCUCUGUAUCAGGACAAUAAUGAGAGAGUUGCCCCGGCAAUUUGCAAGGAAACUGAUAAUAUAAGCGACGAUGUAAAAAUAAGUGAAAAAACAGCAGAUUCUAUGCAAAAUGAUCAAGAAAUGGUCUACUAUAAAUGCUCUGAAUGCAACGUAUGUUUCGUAGACGCAAAAAUGUGUUACGAACACGCAAACAAACAUGAAGUUUUGGACCCAAAGCUAUACAUACAGUGUAAAAUUUGUGAAUUCCAAUUUUUAAUCGAUUACCUAAAAGAACACAUGAUAGUGCACCAUAAAGACGAUUUUAGGAUAGACAAAUUAACUAUUCAAGAAUAUACGUCUCAAAUUGGCUCUGAACCGAAAAUUGAGACUUAUAAUGCUAUAGAUAAGGUCCAAUCUCGCUUAGUUAGUACCACUACGGAUGUAGGUGUAUCAUAGGUUACGUUUUUUACAAACUUUUUUGCCACCGCUACUCUUGUCGUGGGUAUCGCAAGAGAAAGAGGGUGAAAAAGAGAGAGA
Messenger RNA from Spodoptera littoralis (African cotton leafworm), 4149 nucleotides. NCBI's taxonomy places the organism in Eukaryota, Metazoa, Arthropoda, Insecta, Lepidoptera, Noctuidae. The record is from the annotation of a GenBank genome assembly.